AUGGAAAUGAACUUUUCCGCAGAGAUGGACCCAUCAACCGAAAACGAUUCGAUUGUCCACCUGGAUGCCCCGAUUCUCCCGGACAACGUGACCAUCAUUCGAACCGGAAACGGUUCAAUCAUACAGGAUCAGAUGUUUCUGAACACCAUGGUGGCUCAGGCCCUCUCGGGGAUAUUUGUGUGGUCUGCCUUGCUGAUAACGUGUCACCAGAUCUAUACACAUCUUCGCUCCUACACUGUCCCCAAUGAGCAGCGCUACAUCAUCCGCAUCCUGUUUAUUGUUCCAGUUUAUGCCUUUGAUUCCUGGCUCAGCCUCCUCUUCAUCAGCAAUGACCAGUACUAUGUCUAUUUUGAUUCCGUUCGAGAUUGUUAUGAAGCGUUUGUCAUUUACAAUUUCCUGAGCCUGUCCUUUGAGUACCUCGGAGGAGAGAGUGCCAUCAUGUCAGAGAUUCGAGGGAAGCCCAUACAAUUCUGCAAACAGGCGACUCUCCAGUUCUGCGUGGUCAAACCCGUCAUGGCAGCCAUCACCAUCAUCCUGCAGGCCUUUGGCAAAUACCAUGAUGGAGAUUUUAAUGUGAAUGGAGGAUACCUGUACAUCACCAUCAUCUACAACUUCUCCGUCAGCUUGGCCCUCUAUGCUCUUUUCCUCUUCUUCUUCGCCACCAGCGACCUGCUCAGGCCCUACGAACCCGUCCUCAAAUUUCUCACAAUUAAAUCUGUCAUCUUCUUGUCCUUCUGGCAAGGAAUGGUCCUGGCCAUCCUGGAACGAUGCGGUGUCAUUCCCAAUGCGCUUUUCAUCAACGGGCACGAGGUGGGCGCCGGCACAGUGGCGGCGGGCUGGCAGAACUUCAUCACCUGCAUUGAAAUGUUCUUCGCCGCCAUCGCCCUCCGCUAUGCCUUCACCUGCACCGUCUACCAGGAGAAGAAGAACGAUGUGCCAGAGAACAUCCCCCCAAUGCAGAGCAUCUCCAGCGGCCUAAAGGAAACCAUGAACCCAGGAGACAUGGUGCAGGACGCCAUCCACAACUUCUCCCCCGCCUACCAGCAGUACACCCAGCAGUCCACACAGGAGGUGACCCAGCCCAGCACCAACGGGAAAGUGCUCACCGGCAACAAGAGCUCCCGCAAGUCGGACAAGAUGAUGCUGAUUACAUCCGAUGACGAAUUCUAGGCCGUUUCCUAGCAAGAUCCAGCAGAAGUCUGGAGCCGUGCUUUUUCUUUCAAUCAAGCUGCUGGAUGUUCAGCUGCGUCCCCGCAGCAGAUUCCGUCUUUGUCAUUAUGCCACUGCUGCUCUCUGGCCGUCUGAAGUGUAUUCCCUCUGAAUCACGUCACUUUCAAAGAGGAGAUGAUUAAUAUGCGAGUACAGGUGGGAGGCAGGGAAGCCAGCAGUGGCUCUUCAUGGACCAUUUCUCGCAUCUGCUUUUUUGAAGUAUUUGCUGAGCAUUCCUGUUCGUGGUUUCCUGACAAAUGGAAGGAUUUGUCCGAAGACACAUUAGUUUUGGAGCAGGCACUUCAAACUGUAGGAUGCACUUCACAAUCUUUUGUAUCUGCUAUUAGAGGGAUUCAGCCUGUCUUCAAAACACCGAGUGGGUGUUUGAAUGUUCUCAUUAAUUUCCCCACUAUGCUAAAGAGUGAAAUGUAGCAUAGCAAGGUGGCUAUUUAACUGAUGCAAAUAGUUAGAUUUUUGCAACAUAUUCACUAUUUUAAGACCUUUUUAGAGCUUUUCUUUUGCAUAAUAACAAGCAAAAAUCCUAUGUUCCAAGGAU
Molecule: messenger RNA, 1765 nt
Organism: Menidia menidia (Atlantic silverside)
Lineage: Eukaryota; Metazoa; Chordata; Actinopteri; Atheriniformes; Atherinopsidae
Source: the annotation of a GenBank genome assembly